GUGUGGGGAGCCGAGGCGCGGACGGCGGGCAGGCAGUGCGCCGGGCAGCUCCCGGCCGGCGGCCAUGGCGGCGGCUCUGGGGGUGCGGGGGGCGACGCGGCGCUUGUUGGCGGCGCUGCGGGGUUGGAACCCCGGCCUCGCGGCCAUGUCAGCAGAUGCUCACUUGUUGACAGCAGAGGAGAGGAACCAAGUCAUACUCGACCUUAAAGCAGCAGGAUGGUCAGAAUUAAGAGAGAGAGAUGCCAUCUACAAAGAGUUCUCCUUCAAAAAUUUUAAUCAGGCCUUUGGCUUUAUGUCCCGAGUUGCUCUACAAGCAGAGAAGAUGAAUCAUCACCCGGAAUGGUUCAAUGCCUACAACAAGGUCCAGAUAACUCUCACCUCGCAUGACUGUGGUCAGCUGACCAAAAGAGACGUGAAACUGGCCAAGUUCAUUGAAAAAGCAGCUGCUGCUUCGUGAUUCCUUUCAAAAUGCUUGUAAAAUCUUAUACACUUCUUAGGUGUAAUGUACUUUGAGGGUGAUUUACAUGAACAAAUUACACUGAAAAUUUAUUUUGCCUAUAUACCACAUUUUGUAAAAUCAGUGCUUAAAUACAAAAUUAUUUAAAUUUGA
This is a messenger RNA of Pipistrellus kuhlii (Kuhl's pipistrelle), 610 nucleotides long. It is a transcript of the gene PCBD2, whose product is annotated as pterin-4 alpha-carbinolamine dehydratase 2. Gene Ontology annotation, molecular function: 4-alpha-hydroxytetrahydrobiopterin dehydratase activity. The transcript is spliced from 4 exons. The record is from RefSeq and is a predicted model, not a curated record. The coding region runs from base 65 to 457 and encodes 130 amino acids. NCBI's taxonomy places the organism in Eukaryota, Metazoa, Chordata, Mammalia, Chiroptera, Vespertilionidae. Gene Ontology annotation, biological process: tetrahydrobiopterin biosynthetic process.